Molecule: messenger RNA, 2457 nt
Organism: Prorocentrum cordatum
Lineage: Eukaryota; Dinophyceae; Prorocentrales; Prorocentraceae
Source: the annotation of a GenBank genome assembly
GAGGGACGAGGUGCUGACGAGGAAGGACUGCCUCGACGUCACGUUCCACCAGCUGCGGGCCGACGCCGCGCGCAUGCGCGGGUCCCUCGCCGAGGUCGGCGUGGCGCUGGGCGAGGGCCAGCGCCAGCGGGUCGUGGCGGAGGCGGCGCGGCUGGGCAUGCCCAGAGAGGUGCUGGAGGAGCUCCAGGAGCAGCAGGCCGUGCUGGCCGAGCAGGCGCGCGCCCUGGCGCAGCUGCGGCGGGAGCGCUCCCAGGCGGCCGGGGACCAGUUCUGGCUCGAGCGCUCCCUGGGCCGCGAGGGGGCGCCCGAGGACGCCGCGGCUCAGCGGCGGCUCUUCCGGGAGGCGCAGCAGCAGCUGCAGGCGGCGCCGCCGCAGAUGCCCGACGCCUCGGCGCUCGGGUCGGGGCCGCCACAGGACGGCUACCUCGUCGUCGAGUUCCGCGGCGUGGCCGGCGUCACCCCGGGACGCCUCGCUUUCGCGAGCUUCUUGGUGCGUGUGCUCGGUGCCGCGGGCCAGCAGGUGUGCAAGAUCGAGGUCGACGGUCCCAUACCGCCGAACGGCGGCGCCCAGCAGCUGCGCCGCGCGCAGCUGACGCUGCCGGCCGCCGACCUGCCCUCGCUGCGGCACGUCGAGCUGGGCCUGCAGGGCGCGGGCGGGGGCGCCUCGGCCAGCGUCGCGUUCGAGGACGUGGCCGCCGCGGGCGACGCGGGCGAGCUGCGGGAGCUGCAGCUCCUGCCCGCGGCCGAGUGGUCCGAGCACGAGCAGGCCGCGUCGAUGCAGGUGCUGCUGAGCGCCGUGCUGCCUCAGGACGGCGCCGGCCGCACGCUGGCGCACACGCGCGUGGCCCGGCGGCCGGAGGCAGCCCCCAGGUCGGAGUUUCCUGGGCCGGAGCUGCCGCCGUCCCAGCACCACCUGCGGCAGCGCAACCUGCGCUGGCCAGAGGGCGAGGAGCCAGAGGUGUACAGGGGCCCCGCGCAGGCGUCCAGAGAACACCUGGCCUUCGCCCACGGCCCGCCGGGCGGCGCGAGGGGCCCCGCGGAGGAGCCCGAGGCCCCGCCGCAGGCGCAGGACGACGGCCCGCGGCGCGGGGGCUUCUUCGCGGGCUUCGGCGAGCCCGCCGCGGCCGCGCCGGAGGGCCCCCGCGGCCCCGAGGCCGGCCCGGCGGGAUCGGAGCCCUCGCUGGCCUCCACGCCGCCGGAGGCGCCGGGCGGCACCACCUGGUUUGCGGCCUUCGCCGGCUUCGGCGGCGGCGGCGCCGCGGAGGCCGCCGAGGCCGCGCCUGCCAGCGACAGCCGGGCGCGCGCGGCGGCGCCCGCCGCGGGGGGGCGCGGCGGCGCAGGCGCGCGGGGCGGCGCUGCAGCGCCGCCCUUCGCCGCCUUCGCGGGCUGCAGCGGCGCGGGGGCGCCGCCCGCCGACGAGGCGCGCCUCGCCGCGGGCGAGGGCGACGGGGCGGCGGCGCCGCCCGGCGGCGGCCUGCCCUUGGCGGCGUUCGCGGGUUUCGGGGAGGGCGCGGGGCGGGGCGAGCUGGCGCCCCUGCGGCUGCGGCCUCCGUCGAGCUCGGAGAGCAUCGGCUUCUUCUUCGCGAGGCUGCGCGGGGCGGUGCAGCAGGGCCGGCUGGGCGCGCCCGAGGUGGCGCAGGACGUCCUCGAGUUCUCCUCGAAGGUGGCCGAGGCGGAGGACCUCUCGGAGCUGGCCGGCGGCGAGGAGCAGGUCAGCGUGUACUCGGCGCUGCUGCUGGACGCGCUGGACAAGUACGGGAAGCUUUACCCCAAGUGCGCGAUCCUGAUCGUCGCGAUGGUCGAGGCGCUGACGAACGUCUACAGCUGCGCGGGAGACCGCAGGGCGCAGCUGGCGGUCCCGCUGUUCACGGCGUUCUGCCGCGCGGCGUCGAGCCUGAGCGAGGAGCAGGGAACAUGCACGCCCGGCUCCUGGCCGGGCUGGCGACGGUGGCCACGCCCGACUGCCGCGUGGACACCCGCGGGCUCGUCGACUACGCCGUCGGGCAGCUGGACCGGCGGCGCGCACGCACGCCGCCGCUCACCGCGGAGCACGCGCUGGCCCUGUUCUGCGUCGCGCGCGCGACGCACCGCGUGGGGGAGCAGGUCCGCCACGCGCUCCUCGUGCUGAGGGCGUACAAGUCCGACCCCCACCUCGCGAUGCGCGCCCUGGUCACCGUUGCCGAGCUCUACGAGGUGAUCGACCAGGCCAGGGAGCAGUCGCUCCCCGAACUGGAGGAGGCGAUCCCGGCCGGUGGCCAUGACGUGCGCCUCGUGGUCACGCUGCUGGACCUGUACCCCGGGAACCGGAAGGUGGCCGGGGCGGCGGUGCGGGCGCUGGCGGCGGCCUGCCGGCUCUCCGGCGAGCACCUGAGGGCCGUGGCCGCCGGCGAGGUGGACGGGCUCGGGAAGGCGCAGCAGCGCCACUCGAGCAGCCGGUCCGUCAACUUCCACAUCUGA